Molecule: messenger RNA, 891 nt
Organism: Zychaea mexicana
Lineage: Eukaryota; Fungi; Mucoromycota; Mucoromycetes; Mucorales; Lichtheimiaceae
Exons: 2
Coding region: 1-891 (296 amino acids)
Source: RefSeq, a predicted model, not a curated record
AUGGAGUUUUCACUAGCAGUGUUGGACGACAAUCUCUCCGAAUCACUGUGUUCUUCUACUUCACCAGCGGAAAAAGUGAAUAACGCUCAUAGCAAUCCAAAGUUACCAGAUAACACAUAUUCAAGUCAAGGUAACCAUUACUUGACAACUAUGUCUCCCAUGGAAGCUAUAUCAUCGUCUGAAGAGCAACCGACAUUUGGAGACCGCGUUCUCGAACAGCUGCCACCGUCGUUACAUUUGCAACAAGUGGCACACGAGGAGAUCCCUCAAUACACUGCUUCAACUUUGAACCGGUAUAAACAAGACGAUGGUGAUCCCGCAAGUAUCCCUGAUUUGGCAUUGGUAUCUAAUGGAAGCAAUGGCAUGCGCCAUGUUGACAUUCUGGACCUGCAAAAGAUUGGCAGUAGUAGUAGCGACGGCGAAGGAGAAAGCGUAGAUUUACAAGCAGUUAUGGCUCGUCACGAGAUUCAUGCAGCUGAUAACGAGGAGAUUACGACAACCUCCGCCGCACUGAUUGAAGAGCGUGACCCUUCAGUCCAAUGUCGCGAAUGGGUAUCAACAAGCAAUCAAGGACUGCCACUGCCACCACCAAAGAAGUACCCAACAGAUUCAGCAAUCGAUAGUUCUUCCUCCUACUUCUCGCUCUUGGCUGGUGCCAGCGACAAUAGUAGUACUGCCGACAAUACAACAGCAGCGGUCCACCAAAGAAGUGGAUAUUGCUUCCUUUGCCAAAAGCAAUACGGAAGACAUCGCGACUUUCUUCGUCAUCAACUUGCAAAGCAUUCCGGGAAAAAGCUUAUAUGCAAGUUUUGUCAUAAAGAAAUGGCAUAUCGCAAGGAUUCUUUGAAACGUCAUCUGGAAAAAGCUUGCAAGGGAGAUCCACUACCAUAA